AUGCCAUUGAAGGAUAUACUGCAUCACUCAACAGACUUGGAAACAUUAGUUAAGACGUUUGAUACUGAUAUAUCGAAACUUUUAGUUUCUUUUUCGAAUGAAAAAAAGGCGUUAAUCUUAAUUCACAACAUUAACAAAAUGAAUAAAAAAAAGAUGAGGGUUGAUAAACGAAGUACAUUUCUUGUCUUAAUGUAUCAAAUGAUGAACUCUUCAAUAGGUACAGACUUUAAUAAACUCAUUGAUAUCAACGAAAUAGAUUUUUCCAAAUUUCCAUUGCCAUCUUUCUGCUUUAAUCAAGAGUUACUGAUUUUUGGAAAAUUUCUCGAAUUUAAAAAGAACAAAAAGACCGAAUACGAAAAAUCACAAACAAAUAUUUUCAAUUUAGAAGUUGCUUUGGAACAAUUGCACCACAAAAUGGAACUUGUGAACCACAUUAUCAAAGCAAAAAUUCAUCUUCAAUAUUGGGACUCAAAACAAAACACCCCAAGUCGUAGAAUUUUAUUUUACGAAGUGAGUAAAGCAGUUAUUGAGAUGAACAU
Messenger RNA from Entamoeba invadens IP1, 539 nucleotides. RefSeq lists its product as hypothetical. The record is from RefSeq and is a predicted model, not a curated record. The transcript has a single exon. The annotation marks the transcript as partial. Lineage: Eukaryota; Evosea; Mastigamoebida; Endamoebidae.